Myxocyprinus asiaticus (Chinese sucker) is the source of this 2454-nucleotide messenger RNA. Its product is annotated as cyclin N-terminal domain-containing protein 1-like. The coding region runs from base 166 to 1005 and encodes 279 amino acids. The record is from RefSeq and is a predicted model, not a curated record. The transcript is spliced from 7 exons. Lineage: Eukaryota; Metazoa; Chordata; Actinopteri; Cypriniformes; Catostomidae. Gene Ontology annotation, biological process: reciprocal meiotic recombination. Gene Ontology annotation, cellular component: site of double-strand break.
CCCUGGAUGACGAAAGCGUUUCCCCCUCAGCUAUUUACUGAACUUUUCGCUAUCUACUGUGCAUAUAAUAACAGCUUUGACAUAAGUUUCCAAAACGAUCAUCAAGUCAUUUGAAGACAACCGAUCGAUAGCUUGCGUCACGUGUGUAACGACAACUCUCAUACAAUGGCGAAAAGGCCAAUGUUUUCUCCUCCUACCAGUGAAAAGAGAAAGUUUGGAGAGGUGUCUUUAGACAUUUUAACGGAUGCUCUGAACGACCUCAACAAAAGAAACAAAUUCAACAUAGAGAAUGUAUCAGAUAUCUGUGGAAGUUUCAAAGAUCGGAGAAUAGUGGAGAGUGUAUUUCUUCUGUGUGAUGAGCUUGGACUUGACCCAGUGGUUGGAUACAAUGCCAUUGAGUUACUGGAGAGGUGUAUGGCAAAACAUCUUGAAGAACUAAUGCUCUGCCAGAAGAGUCAGGCUACACAAGACCCAUCAUGUGGAGACAAAGGAAACUGUGAGGAUCUCAUCUUUCAAACACUGAAGGAGAAGUUCUUUCUCUUCAUCCUCUCAAGUGUUCAGAUAGCCAGCAAACUGGACCUGCAUUCUAAUCUUGUUAACAACAACACUGCAAUGAGAUGGCUGCAGGCGGUCAGCUACCCUUGUUCCAAAGAGAAACUUCUGGACACUGAGAUUUUCAUUUUGAAAACUCUCAACUUCGAUUUGAAUGUUCCAAAUCCUUUAAUGUAUGUGGAUACCCUUUUGGAAGUGCUGGGCCAUAAUGAUCCAACAGCCCCUGUGGCACAUCUGCACCACCUCUGCAUCUAUGUACUGCAGUUCAUUUACCUGCAGAGGGAGCCAAUCUACCACUCAUUGCUCAUAUCUGCCACUGGAUGCCCCAGCCCAACCCAUGAGCAAAGAGCCAAGUUUGUGUCAGUGACAGAAGACUUCAUGCUUUUGGGAGUUGGAGUCAUUGCCGUGGCUGCCUUCAUUCAUCAUAUUUCCACAUGGGAAAAGUCGUUUUAGGGUUGACAUUACAUCAUCAUGGCAAAGAAGUUGUAAAAUUGGCUAUAACUUUACACAGAAAUGGUAAGUAAAUUAUUUUAUCACACUAAUAUCAAGUUUACAUGCAUAUUGUUUUUGUUUUGUGGCUAUACUUUUGAAAAAGUGUUUAACGUCCAAAAAUUGGUCCCCAUUCACUUGCAUUGUAAGUGCCUCACUGUAACCCAGAUUUUUGCUUUAAAAAAAAAAGGAGGGGCAAGUCAAAAAUAAUUUUUGUGUUUAUCAACAUUACGCCUCAAAUGCUGUCGAUUGAGCUUGACUUGUAUUGAACCCGGAAUAUUUCUUUAAUAUCAUUAUUCAAGUGUUUUAUAAUUGUAAUAAUCUACUAUUAUUACAUGGCUCUCAUAUAUAUAUAUAUAUAUAUAUAUAUAUAUAUAUAUAUAUAUAUAUAUAUAGCAAACUUUUGACACUUUUGGGGGACUUGUACACAACUAUUACACAAGAUGCAAACAUUCAUUGAUGCUCAAGAAGACAACACACUACUAUAUGCAUAUGCCAAUGUAUGUAAAUAUUUGUAAUGCAGAUUCUGAAGAGCAGCACUAAAUAAAAAAAAAAAAAUCUUUUAUCUCUUAAAUUUUUAUAAAUUAUGAAAGGGGUGUGAACAUUUAUGAGACAAAAGGGAAUUGCAAACUUAUCUUCUCAACUAUAUAUACUGUUUAUUAAACCUCUGAUGAAUGGGUUAUCAACUGACUUUCUAUCUUGUUUCUGAACAGCAGUCUAAAUUGAGAAAAUCUGUGAUUUGGCUACUAAAAACAGCCAAAGGAGUCUGGAGCCCUGAUAUUGUAAAAUGUAGAUUAUUGUAGGAGUGCACAUUUUAUAUAAUUUAUUUGUUUGAAUGAGCAGCUGUAAGCAGUGAAGCGAAAGUAUUUCAAAAUAAGAGUCCCCAGUGUAUUUCAAAGUUAAAGUGCCUUUAAAGUUAAAAGUUCCACGCUAUGAAUCAAAUUCAAUUUGGACUCUUGUAGCCUCUGUCCGGCCCUCCCCAUCACAGGAAGGAAAGAUUAAGAACAUUAAAUAAUGGCUACCAAAUUUAAAAACUAUUGGCAGAUUAUAAUUUCAACACAUUAUCAAAUCAGCACAAUCCAAUAUCUGUCAACCUCUAAUUUGUAUUGACUUAUAUAAUGGUACAGUAUUAAUUUUAUUGGUUCAGGUCUUGAAAAAGGUCUUAAAAAGUCUUAAAUUUGACUUUAAAAACUCUGCAGCAACCAUGUUGUAACAGGCCGAAUAUUGAGGAGUCAGACGCUCAUUUUCACAAAAUAAACACCAACAGAACUCUGAGGCAAACCGGAGGUUGAUUCCAGCUGUUCAGCGAUUUCUUUCUUCUCAAACUGUAUAAUUUCAGUGCAAACCAAUAUUUAACGUCCAUGUAUUUAUUUAUUUGAUAAGUAGCCAUGUAAUAAGCAGGAUAAUGUACAG